Molecule: messenger RNA, 8110 nt
Organism: Drosophila rhopaloa
Lineage: Eukaryota; Metazoa; Arthropoda; Insecta; Diptera; Drosophilidae
Gene: pyd
Product: tight junction protein ZO-1
Biological process (GO): cell-cell adhesion; cell-cell junction organization; protein localization to cell-cell junction
Cellular component (GO): plasma membrane; bicellular tight junction
Molecular function (GO): cell adhesion molecule binding
Source: RefSeq, a predicted model, not a curated record
AAAAAAAGCUACUUUUGGUGUCGACCGUGACAGGACUCGAACCUGCAAUCUUCGGAUCCGAAGUCCGACGCCUUAUCCAUUAGGCCACACGGUCGCUUGAUUCAUGCUCGCUUAAACUGGAAAACAUUUGAUACGUGCGCACGCAACCCAACUGCACAGGGGUGGAUUCAUAAAAUAAAGCAAUCAAACCCCUUGAAAAAGUUAUCGGGGGGUGAGAAUAGAAACGAACGAAUAAUAAACUGAAACUAUGAAGACCAGCACUCGACGUCGCAGUUUCAAGACGAAACCCCCCAAAGCUAAUGUGUAUAACCCGCUGGUUCGCUAUCGCCCCGCGGCCUAUGUGCGAAAUGGCAUUAUUGGGGGCGGUGAGGGUCCGGGCUCGAGUGGCUUGUACCAGAUCAACGAUAGGGUUUAUACCACUAGCAAGAUGUUUUUGCGCGAUGGCUAUAUGUAUCCGCGACAACCCGGCCAGCCCAUGGACCCCCGCUAUCCCCUCGAAUUGCACGAGUUCCCCCAGCAAUUUGGAGCUACGGGUCUGCAGUUGGUUAGUACUCCCAAAGUUCAUAUAGCCGGAGAAUAUCUGGCCAAUGAACAGCAGCAGCAGCAACAACAACACCACCAGCAGCAUCAGCAGGUGCAGGAGCAACAACAAUUCGGCCGAAGAAAGGCCGCUGCAGCAGCUGAAAUAAAUUUGGCAAAUCAGGUUUAUUGGCUGGGCAAGCAAAAGUCGAGAUCCAGAUCACGGAGCAAUAGUCUGGGCAACCGGAGCAUUACCAGCUGCAUGGGUGGCGGUGGAGGAGGGGCUGGCGAAAGGGAAAGGAAUCGGGAGCGGGAUCGUCCUUACAUACGCAACGUUGAUGAUCUUCUUCAGGCGCUGGGCAAAAGGGAUGGGGAUAACAAUGGCAAUCUUCUCGAUACUGCAUCCACACAUUCUUCAACACAGCGGCGACGCUUCAAGAAGGGUGAUCGUACCACUUGGGAGUACCACACGGUGGCGGUGACUCGAGUUCCGGGUUAUGGAUUUGGGAUAGCCGUUUCCGGUGGACGUGAUAAUCCGCACUUCGCCAACGGCGAUCCCUCGAUAGCAGUUAGCGAUGUGCUGAAAGGUGGCCCCGCCGAGGAUCGAUUGCAAGUCAACGAUCGGAUCAUAUCGGUGAACGGGGUCUCCCUCGAGAACGUGGAGUAUGCAACGGCGGUGCAAGUGCUGCGGGAUAGUGGCAACACGGUCCAAUUGGUGGUCAAGCGUCGCGUGCCCCUGAAUCCCAUUAUCCCGGGUGGUGCAGUGCAGCACCAGCACUCGCACAGCCUCAGUUCGGUGGGUUUGGUGGCGAAUGGCAGUGGAGGAGUGGCUCCGACUCCCAUGACGAGCCUGAGUCAGCCCAACUCGCUGAACUCAUCCCUGGUCCAGAAUGCCAGCGGUGGCCAGCCCAUCAAGGUCACCCUAACGAAGGGCGGAAAGAAGGACGACUAUGGAGUGGUGCUCGGCUGUCGACUGUUCGUCAAGGAGAUCUCCUCCAAGGCACGCGAGCAACUAAACGCCAAUGGUUACAGUUUACAAGAGGGUGACAUCAUCACUCGCAUCCACAACACCAACUGCGGGGAUACGAUGAGCCUGAAGGAGGCGAAAAAGAUCAUCGAUGGCUGCAAGGAGCGACUGAAUCUAGUGGUUCUUCGUGACAUUACCAACCAGGCGGCUGUUAGCCAACUGAAUCUGAACAACUCAGCCAGCCAUCAGGCAGCGGGAAAUAUAUACGGCACUCAUCAGCCUCAGGUAUCCGGAUGCAGUGGCAGUAACAACAAUCUCGAGGAUCCCUAUUUGCCGGGUGGAGCCAGUUACUCCUCGCAGAAUCUGUAUGUCCAGCCCCCCACUCGCACCUCCAAUGGUCCGAAUAUGAAUGGCAAUGGGUUGAGCGAGGAGAAGAGCAAUCUCACACCGAGGGGUCGCUCCCGGGGACCCAUAAUGGAUGGGGUAUCGCUGCAGCAACUGGACAGACCCGUAACUCCAACUCGGGGAAGGGGAGGAGCUGCCGAUGAGCCACCACGUCCGCCACCGCCACGAGGAUCGAGCGGUGGAGCUGCCCAAGAGGAUUUCUACAGCUCGCGAAGACAACUGUACGAGGAGCGUCAGAGUGCCGAGCCGAGAUUCAUUUCCUUCCAGAAAGAAGGAAGCGUGGGCAUCCGCUUGACCGGCGGCAAUGAAGCCGGUAUCUUUGUGACUGCCGUGCAACCAGGAUCUCCGGCCUCACUGCAGGGUCUAAUGCCAGGCGAUAAGAUCCUUAAGGUCAACGACAUGGACAUGAACGGCGUGACUCGGGAGGAGGCUGUGCUCUUCCUGCUGAGCCUGCAGGAUCGCAUCGAUCUGAUUGUGCAGUACUGCAAGGAGGAGUACGACGAGGUGGUGACCAACCAGCGCGGCGACUCCUUUCACAUCAAGACCCACUUCCACUGCGAUAAUCCUUCCAAGGGCGAGAUGGCCUUCAAGGCGGGCGAUGUCUUCCGAGUGAUCGAUACCCUGCACAAUGGUGUGGUCGGUUCCUGGCAGGUCCUCAAGAUCGGUCGGGGUCACCAGGAGAUGCAACGUGGCGUGAUACCGAACAAGUCGAGGGCCGAGGAACUGGCCACUGCUCAAUUUAAUGCCACCAAGAAGGAGAUGAACGCCAACGAAUCGAGGGGUAACUUCUUCCGGCGACGACGUUCCACACACCGUCGCUCGAAGAGUCUUUCGCGUGAAAACUGGGACGAUGUGGUCUUCUCCGACAGCAUUUCCAAAUUCCCCGCCUACGAGCGGGUUGUACUCCGUCAUCCUGGCUUUGUGCGACCCGUGGUGCUCUUCGGCCCCGUUUCCGAUCUGGCCCGCGAACGAUUGGCCAAGGAUUUCCCCGACAAGUUCUCCACUCCACUGCAGGAUGAUGACAAGUCGGGUGCGGCCAUUGGAAAGUGUCGAAUCGUAAGGCUCUCGAACAUACGCGAUGUGAUGGAUCGUGGAAAGCAUGCCCUGCUGGAUAUCACACCGAAUGCGGUGGAUCGCUUAAACUACGCCCAGUUUUAUCCGGUGGUGAUCUUCCUGAAGACGGACAGCAAGCACGUGAUCAAGCAGCUGCGCCACGGACUUCCCAAGGCGGCCCACAAGAGCUCCAAGAAGCUGCUGGAGCAGUGCCAGAAACUGGAGCGCGUCUGGUCGCACAUCUUCAGCACCCAGAUCGCAUUGAGCGACGAGGAGUCCUGGUACCGAAAGCUGCGCGACUCGAUCGAUCUGCAGCAGAGCGGCGCCGUCUGGAUGUCCGAGUCCAAGCCAGUAGAAUCCCUCUCCGACGAUUUCCUAUUCCCCAUGACCACAUCCCGACUCUCGUAUGCAUCAAGUCCCGAAUCCGAUUUGGAACUGAGUCCCGGCCCAUCCGCAUCAUUGUCGCUUGGCAAUUUGCCGCAGUUGGUUAAAGCGAGCUCAGAUCCAUCGAUCGCCACUAAUCAGGAUAACUUGGAUAGGGAUAGAGACAUAAUUGGUGAAGGACUACCACCUCCAUAUACGGUACCCUACGACCAUGGUGUCCCCGCGAAUCCCAAUCGCCGCCAGACCAUGGACUCCAGCAAGUACAGCAUCUACGGCACCAGUGUGCCACCGCAGGCACAGCAGCCCGGCGGAGGAGAUCCGGCUGCAGUGAGGCCGCAAUCCCUGUACGGGAUUAAUGCCCCAGAUCUGCCGCCUCGCAUCGAUCGGCAGUCCAAGCCGGGGGACAUCCCCCUGAACACCUCGGGCUCGUCAUCGCGGAAUGGCACCCUGGGACGCAGUGCCCAGGAGCGUCUAUUCGGCAAGGCCGUGGUGCAGGAUGAUGUCCAGGCGGAGUAUAUCACCCGGAAUGCUCUGGUCGGUUCUGGAGCAGCUGAAACCAUGGAUCGCCAGCAGCAGCAGCAGCAACAGCAGCAGCAGCUCACUCAGGCAUCCUUGGAGCGUCAGGCUCGCUUGAAUGCCCAGCUGAAGGCCAAUGGAGCUGGAGGCGGAGGAGGAGGAGGAGGCGGCGGAGGAGGUGCAUCCACCUACGACAGUGUAUCCAGCUACGAUUCGUAUAACAACACACAGAUGGCCAUGCAGAACCUGGGCCGACUGGGUCCCAAUGCGCCCGACGAUCUCAAAUCAGUGCCAAAUGCAAGUGGUCGCCCCUUGCCGCCCGUGGGUCAAUCACAUGACUACGGCCGUACACCACACGAUCAUCGCAGUUUCGGCGGACCCAAUGAUCUGAAUCGCCAGAGCAGUCCAGGCAGGCCGCACUAUCAUGAAAUGAAUGCGUCCCGUAAUAUAGAUCCACGCAAUGGCACACCACAGCGUCCUUCGAAUCUAGGUCUGGAAAACAGCCCACGUAAGCCUUUGGUGGAGACCAAAACGGAUUACGGAAAAUACAGUCGCAACAAUUCCGUGACACAAGCGGAUUACACUAAGCUGCCGAAGACGGCGCCACAUGGAGUGGUGCCUCCUCCGAAUGUGGGCAAUGGCCAAAACCAGAUGAACGGCAGCGGAACGCCCAGCAGCAAUGGCAGUGGACCGUUUAAGCCGGUUCCGCCGCCCAAGCCCAAAAACUACAGGCCACCGGUGCAAAGUGGUGGCAGCAGUGGUAGUGGUGGCACCACUCCCUGGGAGAAUGGGGACUCUGGUUCGCCUCGUUCCCCCAACGGCUUCUACUAUCCGCCAACGCCUUCGCAUCAUCAUUAUGGCCAGCAGGCGACUCCUGGUUCGCCCAGCAAUGGACACAUGCAACCACCGCCGCCGCAGCAGCAGCAACCCACCUACGGAGGAAGUAAUGGCAACUAUGGACAGGCCCCGCCUCCGCAACCUUAUCCACAGGCCAAUGGCUACAAUGGCAACAGUCACCAUUACAACGGAGGCAGCGGCACUGGACCCUAUAUUGCACCACAUCGCGGCAUGCCACCGCCAAUAGCAAACCUACCGCCCCACACGCCCGAACGUCAUGCUUUGGAUUUGGCUGGGAGUCGGGAGCAGCGUGGUUCGGCCUUCGAGCUUUAUCGUAAACCGCAAAUCGGCGCCGCAGCUGGGCACCAUCACAACAUGAGCGAGAUGGAGCCGUACGAUGAGCGAUACGAUGAUUACUACGCCAUGCCGCCGCCUGGCGUCCAUCCUGUCCAAGGACAUCAUAUGCAGCGAUCCCGCUCAGCUCCUCGUUAUCCCCACGAGCGACCUCCCCCCGCCCAAGAUCCCAACUACUAUGGCCACUAUGGAACUUCGAGGGGACAUAGUCAGCCACGUCAGCAAUAUCCCCAACAUCCCCAGCAGCAACAGCAGUACUACGAUGAUCAUGGCAUGGAGAUGGCUCCACCGCCACUGCCUCCACACAAAAAGAAGAAGUCGGUGCUAAAGAGCCCGCUGGUGGCCCUCAAGAAUGCCCUGCUCAAGAGUACGAGGCCGCUGAGGAGGAUGAACAGCAUGGUGGAGCCGGAGAGGAAGCCCAAGGGCCUGCGACGACAGCAGUCGAUGCUGGAGAGGGGUGUGCAGAGACCCUACUAUCCCGAUGAGUAUCCCACCUAUCCCGCUGGCUUUGAAGAGCGCUCCCAUGGCGGACAGGGCAUGAUGCAGUCCCAUCCGCAGGAUGUGUACUAUCAAAGAGGUGGUCACUAUCCGCCGCAGCAGCAGGAGAUGAUGAACAGUACCUACCAGAAUCUGGAGAGUGAGGAUAUCUAUGGGAACAUAGGCAACACAGUGCCCCGAAUGCAGCAUCCCCAGGACAAUGGUUAUGGAUACGACCAAUAUGAUCUCUAUGCGAAUCGGGCCUGCAUCGAUCUCGAAAGGAGGCAGGCAGAAGCAGCUGCAGCUUCUGGUGGCAGGAAUGGAAGGAGGAUAGUGCGACGUCACAGCACCACCACUGCGGAUCGUGGAGGAAAUCCAGGAGCAGCCAGAAGACCCAUGAUCAGUCCAGGCUACGAGCAGGAUCCCCAGGAGAUCUAUCAGACCCGGAACGGAGCCUACAUGCUGCCCGAUCAGCGAAGGGCGCCCAAUUCCGAGGUCAUGACCCGCAGGAGAUUCUAUCCGGGAGCGGCCAAUGAGCAAAACGAAGAGGAACCCCUCUACCAAUCCCGUCGUGAAAUGCAGCGAGAAAUGCAGCGGAAUCAUCUGUACCAAUCGAAACGCGAAAUGCAGGAGAGGAUCAGCCAGGGCAAGAGGGACAUGGAGCGGGAGUUCAGUCCCCAGAGCAGCAGCAGCCAGUCGGAGGCCUCGAAUCCGGAGGCCAUAUACCAGAGUCGCCGUGAGGCCAAGGAAAGUGCUCUGAAAACGAGGGCCCAGCUCCGGGAUCAGAUCUAUCAGACAAGGCGGGAAGCAUUGGACAGCAUGGCAGAACCGAUUUAUGUGUCCAAAAGGGACAUGGGCAGGCCGGCACCCAUCUACGAGACCCGAGAGGAGAGCAUCCUUCAGUCCCGGGAGAACGAAACGGAUGAGAAGAAGGAGAAGGAGGGCAAGUCGGAGCAGAUCCAAGUGGAGAUCAAUGCGCAACCGGAGGAGCCGGUGGAAGACUCGACCCUAAGUCGUUCGGAUCUGCAGAAAUCCUCGGAUACGGUGAUAGAAAAUCCCGCCAGGGCACCUCUUGUUCAGGAUGAGGUGGAUGACGACGAGGAGGAGGUGGUUCAGGAGCAGGAUGAAGCGGCUGAGGCUGAGGCUGAAAGCUCUGCGGAACAGACGGAGCAACCCACUGCCAUUGAAAAUAAUCUGCAUAAUGAGGGAAUGCUGGCCAGUGAAAAGCAAAAUGUGUCGGAUGAUGUAUUUGAGGCAGAAGAUAUGGUCUCUCUGGCACCUCCACCAGCCCUUGUCCUAACCCCGCGAUCCGGCAGGGUGCCCUUCCACAUCUCGAACAUACUAAAGCGGACAGCUCCUCCGCCGAGUUCCCCAAUCGGCGACAGCUGCACCUCCAUCGAAACCCAGUACACAUCCCAGACCAGCUUGCCAGUGGGUCCGCCGAAUGCCACCAGUACUCCGUUCAGCAGCAGCAUGUCCCUGCCCAUCGCCGGACCCGUGAAUAAUGCCCCUCCUGCUGGUGGAUCCUUCCCCGCACUGCCCCGUGAACCCAGCACGUCGCGAGGAUGCUUCGACUCCAACGGUGGAACUCUGGCCGAUAAACUGUGGCACGUCUCCCUGCAAAUCCCACCCGGAGCCAUUCCGCCGGGAGUGCGGCAGGAGAUCUACUUCACCGUGAGCGAUCCGCGAAUGGGACAAGCCGUCGGCGGUCCUCCGCUGGACAUGGAAAAUGGUGAGACAAUGCUGUCACCGCUGGUGAUGUGUGGGCCGCAGGGCCUUGAGUUCCUGGUGCCGGUUACACUCAAUAUACCGCACUGUGCCGGACGGACUGCAUCACUGGGAUUGGCCCUGAAGGCGACCGACAGCGAGAAGAACCUGCACACCGAGUGGGACAACAUCGACCUGCCCUGCAAUGCCGCCGCCCACACGGUCUCCGUGAAGGUGGAUCACUUCUAAUCAUUAAGAUUCAUCCGCUAACUCGAACGAUAAACGCACUUGUAAAUAGAUACAUAAAAUCCAUAAAAUAUAUAUUCUUAAGGCCGCAAUUCCAGGGCAAGCGAAAUGAGCUCAGCAAAGAGGUAGACUUAGGCAUUGCUAUAAUAUAAUUAAUUUAACUCAAUAUUGUCUGUUAAUUGUGCCUUUGAGUGAUCGUUUGGCUCUGCCUUUCAACUAUAAUGUCGAGCUAGAAAUUAAUCAAUCGAAUGCAAAGGAUAUUUGUAUAAAGCGACUAGGAUUUAAUUUCAUAACAAUAUUAAUUUGUAUAUUUUAAAGCAACCCAUUACUAUGUAUUUUAUAUAUUUACAUAAUUUUAAUGCAUUUUAAAUGAUAUAUUUGACAUUUUAUUAGAUAUUCGCUUAUUGUUUCGACCCAUGAUCCAUUACAAUUGCAUUCAAAUUGUUAAUUGCGUGCAAAUAUUGCAUGCAGAAGUUAUAUAUAUACCAUAAACAUUUAUAAAUCGUAGCGAUAUAAUUAUAGCCUAUACACGCGCUUGUAUAACCAGAAAGAAAAUCAUAUUAUACAACUAUUUAUACGCAUUUUUGUAUUAAAGAUUAUACACACGUGAAAAGUUUGGGAAUAAAUAAAAGAGCAACAAUAAUA